Molecule: messenger RNA, 2449 nt
Organism: Bubalus bubalis (water buffalo)
Lineage: Eukaryota; Metazoa; Chordata; Mammalia; Artiodactyla; Bovidae
Gene: MAK
Product: male germ cell associated kinase
Exons: 15
Coding region: 380-2326 (648 amino acids)
Biological process (GO): intraciliary transport; cilium assembly; intracellular signal transduction
Cellular component (GO): cytoplasm; cilium; nucleus
Molecular function (GO): ATP binding; protein serine/threonine kinase activity
Source: RefSeq, a predicted model, not a curated record
CCGGCGCGGGCAGGUAAUCCCGAGCGGGCAGAGGGGCGGCCACCGUCCGUCCGACCCGAGCCUGUCCUGCGAGGUGGCCCGGCAUGUCCCCUGGGCGCCCUGUCCUACCGGGGCGGACCUCUGCUGAGAGAAGGGGCCUGGACCCCGGGUGUUCAUAAGAAUGGAAGCACCGUUUCCUUGCCAGAUUCCUUACUGCUGUAUCUUAUGAACCUACAGAAUCUUGGGGAAGAACCUGUAUUUAAUGAUGACAAAACCUGUCACCAGUGUAGCAACAACGGUCUAAGGGCAGAAACGAGUGAAAAUAAAAGACGCGUUUAUAUUUAUAUACAACAAAGACGUCAUUUCCCGUGGACAGCCUGCGCCGCAUCAUUCUUCCGAGAUGAACCGGUACACGACCAUGAGACAGCUGGGGGACGGCACGUACGGGAGCGUGCUCAUGGGCAAGAGCAACGAGUCCGGGGAGCUGGUGGCCAUCAAAAGAAUGAAGAGAAAGUUCUAUUCUUGGGAUGAAUGUAUGAACUUGAGAGAAGUUAAGUCUCUGAAGAAACUUAAUCAUGCCAAUGUGAUCAAACUGAAAGAAGUUAUCAGAGAAAAUGACCAUCUUUAUUUUAUAUUUGAAUAUAUGAAAGAAAACCUCUAUCAAUUAAUGAAAGACAGAAACAAGUUGUUCCCUGAGUCUGUCAUCAGAAAUAUUAUGUAUCAGAUAUUGCAGGGGCUGGCAUUUAUCCAUAAACAUGGUUUUUUCCAUAGGGACAUGAAACCGGAAAACUUGCUUUGUAUGGGCCCAGAACUUGUGAAAAUUGCUGACUUUGGACUUGCGAGAGAACUAAGGUCACAGCCCCCGUAUACGGACUAUGUAUCCACCAGAUGGUAUCGCGCUCCUGAGGUUUUAUUAAGAUCUUCGGCUUACAGCUCCCCCAUCGACGUGUGGGCUGUUGGCAGUAUAAUGGCUGAACUGUAUACAUUAAGACCGCUUUUCCCGGGGACAAGUGAGGUCGAUGAAAUCUUCAAGAUUUGCCAGGUUUUAGGGACGCCUAAAAAAAGUGACUGGCCAGAAGGGUACCAGCUUGCAUCCUCUAUGAAUUUCCGCUUUCCCCAGUGUGUUCCUAUAAACCUAAAAACUCUUAUUCCCAAUGCCAGUAACGAAGCCAUUCAGCUUAUGACUGAAAUGUUGAACUGGGACCCAAAGAAACGACCAACAGCAAGCCAGGCCUUGAAACACCCAUAUUUUCAAGUUGGUCAAGUAUUAAGCCCUUCCUCACAUCAUUUGGAAUCGAAACAGCCUUUAAAUAAGCUUGUGCAACCACUCGAACCAAAGCCAUCUGCAGCGGAUCCAGAACCUCAGCCUCUGCCGGACAUCAAUGACCAGGCUGCCGGACCGCCCCAGCUGAAGAACAGCCACCAGCCACUGCAGUCUAUCCAGCCGCCGCAGAACGUGGGUGUCCAGCCAGCACCCAAACAGCACAGGCAGCAGAAAAGGCCGCCAACCCUCUUUCCAAGUAUCGUCAAAAAUAUGCCCACUAAGCCGGGCGGCGCCCUGGGCCACAAAGGCGCCCGGAGGCGCUGGGGCCAGGCCGUGUUCAAGGCUGGAGACGGCUGGGCAGACCUGGAGGACAGCGACUUUGGAGCCUCCCAUUCCAAGAAGCCAAGCAUGGGCUUGUCCAAGGAGACGAGGAGAAAGGAGUCUCCGUUUCGGCUUCCAGAGUCGGUGCCCGCGGGCUCCAGCUACUCAACAAGGGAAAACAAGAGCUUACCUGCUGCUGUUACCCUGAAAUCAGAUUCGGAACUGUCAGCUGCUUCCACGGCCAAACAGUACUAUUUGAAACAGUCAAGAUACCUUCCGGGUGUCAACCCCAAGAACGUGUCCCUGGUUGCCAGUGGAAGGGAUAUGAACCCGUAUGUCUGGAACAACCGGUUGUUUCCUAAGUCACUGGGACCCUUGGGGGCAGAACUUGCUUUCAGAAGGAAUAACGCAGAAGAAAGCAUAAUCAAACCCAUUGAAAAGCUAUCAUGCAACGAAAGUUUCCCUGAAAAAUUAGAGGACCCACAAGGAAAUCUUGGAAGUUAUGCUCCUUACAAUCAGUCAGGAUAUAUUCCUUCCUUUUUCAAAAAAGAAGUGGGGUCAGCUGGCCAGAGGAUACACUUAGCACCGCUUGGUGCAACAGCUUCAGAAUAUCCCUGGAACACCAAAACUGGUCGGGGGCAGUUUUCAGGACCUACUUAUAAUCCUACAGCCAAGAAUCUACAUAUUGUGAACCGUGCACAGCCAGUGUCCCCUGUGCAUGGGAGGACAGACUGGGUGGCCAAGUAUGGAGGCCACCGGUAGGAAUCUAGCGUGAAACCCCAUGGCGUCACGCCACGGAGUCCACGCAAGUCCCCUGACCCUGGGAAAUGUCUACAGCUGUCUAUUUCUACUGUGUUCUGGAAGAAAUAUACAAUAGUGGGUACU